Molecule: messenger RNA, 638 nt
Organism: Eupeodes corollae
Lineage: Eukaryota; Metazoa; Arthropoda; Insecta; Diptera; Syrphidae
Exons: 3
Coding region: 96-461 (121 amino acids)
Source: RefSeq, a predicted model, not a curated record
AGGAACUUCCUAUACACAGUUCCUUUAAUUUAAAACCAACCUGGUGAUGUGUUAUUUGUUGAAAUUAUUGAGUGAUCGUUGAUAAACUCUUAAGAAUGCAGCACCUAUUCCUAGCAGGCUUCUUCGCAGCAUCUGGAAGUGCCUUUGGCAAACUAUCUGGUGGUGAAUUUGAGUUUUUAAACACAUAUCCAGCAUUACAAAAUAUUAUUCAACCGUACAUCAUAAUUCUUCAAGCUUUAUGUGUGGGACUUAUGAUUGUUUGUAAUGUUCUAAAUUGGAGACACUUUUUGAGAGCAUUACAUUCUACAGAACAAACAUUAACUGCAACUGUGAUUUCAUCUGCAAGCAAUUAUAUUUGUUCGUUUCUUUUUGGAAUAUUUUUGUUUGGCGAAUCGAUUUCAAUGCUAUCGCUUUUGGGUACAAUUUUAAUAAUAAGUGGAAUGGGUUUUUUGUACAUCUGAAGCAAAGUCAAGGUCAAGGAACGAUGGAGGAGUGAAUUUUGAAUUGGAGAGAUGUUUCAUUCAAAAACGAACAUACAAAAAUUUAAGAUUUUUAAAAUAUGCAUUCUACGAUAAUGAUUAUUCAUGCAAUUAUGUUUUAAAUUAAGUUUAAUAUUUUAAUAAAUUUUUUACUUACCA